AUGACGACCUGUAAUUAUAACGCCGCUUGCAUUGGAUGCGGCAUUGAAGAUCUGAUGAUGCAAACCAGAAAGUUCAAGUGCGACGUCAUCGAACUGACCGAGACGAGGCGACGACAUCCACUAAAUGCCGUGUAUGGCACUGGAGAAGAAUUGUUCUUAGAAACAUGCGACAGUAGAGGAAUUGGUGGAGUUAGUGUCCUCGUCAAUACGGAUAUGGCAAUAAACAUCGACUCUUCCGAACAACUUACGACCCGCAUCGGAAGUCUGCGGAUGAGAAGAUGUGGUCCAACACCAGCUUGA
Messenger RNA from Necator americanus (New World hookworm), 300 nucleotides. RefSeq lists its product as uncharacterized. The coding region runs from base 1 to 300 and encodes 99 amino acids. The transcript has a single exon. Lineage: Eukaryota; Metazoa; Nematoda; Chromadorea; Rhabditida; Ancylostomatidae. The record is from RefSeq and is a predicted model, not a curated record.